UUCCCGGCAGCCGCCAUGUCUACUCUGUUGAUCAGCCAACCGCGUUACGCCUGGCUACGGGAGCUGGGCCUGCAGGAGGAAAACCCGGGCGUGUACAACGGGCGCUGGGGCGGUAGCGGCCAGGUGGUGACGACGUACUGCCCUGCCAACAACGAGCCCAUCGCCAGCGUCCGGCAGGCUAGUUUGGAGGAUUAUGAAGACACCAUAAAGAAGGCUAAAGAGGCAUGGAAGAUCUGGGCUGAUAUCCCUGCACCUAAGCGUGGAGAAAUAGUGCGACAGAUUGGUGAUGCCCUGAGACAAAAAAUAAAAGUUCUAGGAAGCUUGGUCUCAUUGGAAAUGGGAAAGAUUUUUGUUGAGGGUGUUGGGGAAGUGCAAGAGUAUGUUGAUGUCUGUGAUUAUGCUGUUGGUUUGUCCCGAAUGAUUGGUGGACCUAUUUUGCCUUCAGAAAGACCUGGGCAUGCCCUUAUAGAGCAGUGGAAUCCUGUUGGGUUGGUAGGAAUCAUCACAGCCUUUAACUUCCCUGUAGCAGUUUAUGGGUGGAACAGUGCAAUUGCAAUGAUCUGUGGAAACACUUGCCUCUGGAAGGGUGCUCCUACAACAUCCCUUAUUAGUGUUGCUGUUACAAAAAUAAUUGCCAAAGUUUUAGAGGAUAACAGAUUGCCUGGAGCAAUCUGUUCACUGGUUUGUGGUGGAGCAGACAUUGGGACAGCAAUGGCGAAAGAUGAGAGAAUGGACCUGUUGUCUUUCACUGGCAGCACAAAAGUGGGAAAGCAAGUAGCGCUUAUGGUUCAGGAAAGAUUUGGUCGAAGUCUGCUGGAACUGGGAGGAAACAAUGCCAUUAUUGUGUUUGAAGAUGCUGAUCUGAACCUUGUCAUCCCAUCUGCUCUAUUUGCUGCUGUUGGAACAGCAGGUCAGAGGUGUACAACUGCUAGAAGGCUGUUCCUCCAUGAAAGCAUCCAUGAUGAGGUGGUGGCAAAGCUUGCUAAGGCCUAUGCCCAGGUCCGCAUUGGUGAUCCAUGGGAUUCUGACACUCUGUAUGGGCCCCUUCAUACCAAAGAAGCAGUGAAAAUGUUCCUUGAUGCAGUAGAACAAGCAAAGCAACAGGGUGGGUCUGUGGUCUGUGGUGGAAAGGUUAUAAAUCGCCCUGGAAACUAUGUUGAACCAACCAUUGUGACUGGCCUUCCUCAUAAUGCACCCAUUGUCCACACUGAGACAUUUGCCCCCAUACUGUAUGUGCUGAAAUUUAAGGAAGAAGAGGAGGUUUUUGCCUGCAAUAAUGAAGUAAAACAAGGUCUUUCCAGCAGUAUCUUUACCAAGGAUUUGGGAAGGAUUUUCCGCUGGCUUGGGCCAAAGGGAUCUGACUGUGGCAUUGUGAAUGUCAACAUCCCAACUAGUGGGGCAGAGAUUGGAGGUGCUUUUGGCGGUGAAAAGCACACUGGUGGGGGAAGAGAAUCUGGAAGUGAUUCUUGGAAGCUUUAUAUGCGGCGGUCUACUUGUACAAUCAACUACAGCAAGGAUUUGCCAUUGGCUCAAGGAAUCAAGUUUCAGUAACAGCGUUCUGAAUGGGGAUACUGUGAACUCUCGUAGCAUUUCAAAACCAAGCACCUUCUAAGCCUCAUGGAGAAGAAAAUUAAUUUUCUGAAACUUAUCUGCAGCAAAGAUACCGAUUUUGUAAAAGAAAAUCAGCUACUCUAAAACUGCUUCACUUUCAGUGCAUGAAAUUACUGCUUCAGUCUUCAGAUGAGGUGUGGUCUUUGGGAAGAAGGAAGGGUUGACUGAAACUAACAAACUGGAAUUCAGGUGGCCUGGAUAAUCUGUUGCCUUAUCACCACUUAUAAACACUGUAUCUUCUACCUCCCCACCAUUAGCUGAUAUUUCCAGCUUGCAUGUCUUUGCUUCAAAUAACAUGCUGAGUUUCUGACAGACAACUGGUGCUGGUGGGAUGGGGUGGGCAGUACAGGGCUCUUUUUC
This is a messenger RNA of Indicator indicator, 1971 nucleotides long. It is a transcript of the gene ALDH7A1, whose product is annotated as aldehyde dehydrogenase 7 family member A1. Gene Ontology annotation, molecular function: aldehyde dehydrogenase (NAD+) activity. The transcript has 18 exons. The record is from RefSeq and is a predicted model, not a curated record. Bases 16 to 1551 code for a protein of 511 amino acids. Lineage: Eukaryota; Metazoa; Chordata; Aves; Piciformes; Indicatoridae.